UAUAUAAAAUUUCAGUCAUGGAGGAGUGCUGCCCCUGUCCUAUCCCUUCUCCUUGUAUACCAACCACCCCAAGUUUUGCAAAUGCUCUUGCAUAUCCAUGUUAUUAUAUACCAUAUUCUUUUCCGGCACCACCAUGCAAACUGGAAAUACCCCUGGUGCCUUGUGCCCCUCCUUGUAAUCCCUGUCCCUGUCCCCCUCGAUUAGUGAACUGAAGAAAAUAUUUGUAUAGAUGUGUUACUGAUGUAUUCU
Molecule: messenger RNA, 249 nt
Organism: Anoplophora glabripennis (Asian longhorned beetle)
Lineage: Eukaryota; Metazoa; Arthropoda; Insecta; Coleoptera; Cerambycidae
Product: sperm mitochondrial-associated cysteine-rich protein-like
Exons: 2
Coding region: 18-212 (64 amino acids)
Source: RefSeq, a predicted model, not a curated record